AUGAAUAAUCUCAAUGAUCCAAUGUUUUCAACUCCUUAUCAAUUCUCUCGUUGGUCGCCAUCAUUGAUUCGACCUUCGAACCAUUUCACUUCGACGAAAAGCUCCUUACAACCAGAAUCUCGUUCACAUUCACCUCCUCCACUUUAUCAACCGGCACCAACACCAGACCUCGAUGAAGAAUCAACAACAGUUUCAUCUCAAACACCAGUUCGCAUCAAAUCGGCAAUGUUAGCAGUUCCGUUAAAAGCCAAUUUCGAAGAAGGUACAUCGAAUAGCUUUGCGAAACAAUCUCAUGAAAGACGAAAAAUUGCUCAGGAAAGAAAAUUACGCAAACAACAAGCGCAGAAAUUCGCACAUAUCGAUUCUGAUAAUUGGUUCCAUUUAAGACAAACAUCCGCACCGUUGAAACGCUUGAUAAAAACAGACGAAUGUCUGAUUGACUUACAAACAAUGCAGUUAAAUUAUGAAAAACUAAAGCACACGAUCCUUCAAGAACCAAAUCGAAAAUCUGAAUCAGGUUGUAUUCGACCACGAACCAGUGUACCAAAAUCAGCAAGUUUGACAACUCAACCUCGACUAUCUAAACGAACAACGGAUGUCUACUCAAAACCAGUUCUUGAAGCGUUUAUUGUUGCUUCUAAACCACUGCAUUCACUCCAAACCAUUGAUAACACCCAUUCACCAAAAACUAGAUUUAAAGUUACAAAACCACCCUCAUCUGCACCUCCACGAAUGCGUUCCUCUCCUUUAUCAACAGCAACAACAACAACAACAACGCAUCCACCUUGUCCUCCCGCACCGAUACUUCCACCCACUACAAAUGAAACUCUUCCAGUGAUUGAAGAACAACCUUCGAUCGUCUCCACUGAGCCAUUCGUCCGUCCUAAAACUGCAUCUCAGACUUCAAUCAAAUCGACAAUUAAACUACAAAAUCAAAUUCCACGCUGUCGUAGUGCAAUUGAUACCAAAUCAUCAAGUAAACCGUCUCCACGUUUUAUUUUAAUAACCGAUGACGAACAUCGCAUCGAAUGUUGGUAUCAUCGUUACCCUUUUAUCAUCAGUUCAGAUUUUCUUCAAUCAUUUCAAUCCAAAUCAUCACCACCAACUAUUUCCGCUUAUUUUAUCGAUGAAAAUUCUCAAUCGAUCGACGUGAAUAAAAUCAGCAAAGGUCAUUUACAAGACAAACCAUUUCAUCGCGACUAUGAUUGGAAGAAAUACGAUCUCAUUCUAAUCUCAGACAAAAUCUAUCAGAACACGAUGAUUUACUUACAACCGAUCGUUAAUUUAGUCAGCAAAUCAUCAGGAAAGCCUAUUCAAAUUCAUCAGGUCAAUCAACAGGAAGAUCUGAAAACGCAAGUGACAUGUUUUUGUAAACAAUUUUCUGUAUGA
Molecule: messenger RNA, 1389 nt
Organism: Adineta ricciae
Lineage: Eukaryota; Metazoa; Rotifera; Eurotatoria; Adinetida; Adinetidae
Source: the annotation of a GenBank genome assembly